This is a messenger RNA of Setaria italica (foxtail millet), 1245 nucleotides long. RefSeq names its product UDP-N-acetylglucosamine transferase subunit ALG13 homolog. Gene Ontology annotation, biological process: dolichol-linked oligosaccharide biosynthetic process. Gene Ontology annotation, cellular component: UDP-N-acetylglucosamine transferase complex; extrinsic component of endoplasmic reticulum membrane. Gene Ontology annotation, molecular function: hexosyltransferase activity. The coding region runs from base 323 to 841 and encodes 172 amino acids. The record is from RefSeq and is a predicted model, not a curated record. The transcript has 4 exons. Lineage: Eukaryota; Viridiplantae; Streptophyta; Magnoliopsida; Poales; Poaceae.
CCCACGAAAUCGGUCGAACCGGUUCGCGUGCGACGGCGUCUGCUGCGGUUCUCUUUCUCCCCGCGACCCAUCUCCUCCCUUCGCUCCCCCAGCGCCCGCCGCUCUCCACGCGGUCGGCCCCUGGCGUGCGCCGCCCUCCACGCUCCCCUGCCCAGCUGCAGCUCGAGUCCGGCUGGUGCGGCAGCACCCUCCCUUCCCACGACUUCUCUGUUCUCUCUCUCGGCCCCGGUCUUCCUUUCCUAGCGGCGACGACAGGGCGAGUUGCGCUGCCCGUUGUUCGUCGAGCGACGGGCGCUUCGCCGGCGACGAACAUCCGCCAGGGAUGGCAGGUGGAGAGCGAAGGACAGUGUUUGUCACUGUGGGUACCACAUGUUUUGAUGCUCUUGUCAUGGCGGUAGAUUCUCCAGAAGUGAAAAAGGCUUUAUUGCAGAAGGGUUAUACUGAUCUUCUUAUUCAAAUGGGCCGAGGAACAUAUGUUCCAUCUAAGGUCUCAGGAGAUGCAACUCUUCAAGUUGAUCAUUUCACAUUUUCACCAAGCAUUGCUGACAAUAUGAGAACAGCUUCCCUAGUUAUCAGCCAUGCAGGUUCAGGAAGCAUAUUUGAGACGCUACGACUAGGCAAACCUCUAAUCGUUGUUGUAAAUGAAGAUUUGAUGGACAAUCACCAAAGUGAGCUUGCAGAAGAAUUGGCUGAGAGGAAGCACCUCUUCUGUGCACGCCCACAAACAUUGGGAGAGACCAUCCGAGCAAUGGACCUAGGGACGCUCGUUCCUUAUGUGCCAGGGGAUGCCAAACCAGUUGUCACCCUGAUCAACAAGUUUCUUGGCUUUCCAGUUGACUGACGAGUGAAGAUAGGCGUUAACCCCGUUAUUUGUUUCAAACAAAAUGGAUUGACUGACAUGGCGAUUGCUGAUGAUUCAAUAUUGUUGUACAGUGAUUACUGAUUACAAGAUAAUAGCAAGAUGAUCUUUCCUGGCAUUGGGCCUAAUUAGGGACACAAGGUUCAUGUCAUGUGAUUUUAUUUCUCAACUGAUUAACUGCACGGAUAUGUGGUUGUCACAUACUCACAAUCCAUGCCAGCAUUAGGCAUUCAUGUGGUGCUGGAGCUCAAAGCAAAAACUUUCAUGCUUGGGGCUCUGUAAGAAUUGAAAGUAAUAACAUCCUUGCGUGAAAAAUAUGUGUAAAUUACGACCUGUUUGAGGACGGGAUAUUGAUAAACCCACAAGAACAUUCUGAAUUUCUGAUC